Pseudopodoces humilis (Tibetan ground-tit) is the source of this 2309-nucleotide messenger RNA. It is a transcript of the gene STIM2, whose product is annotated as stromal interaction molecule 2. Gene Ontology annotation, biological process: store-operated calcium entry; intracellular calcium ion homeostasis; activation of store-operated calcium channel activity. The record is from RefSeq and is a predicted model, not a curated record. Gene Ontology annotation, cellular component: endoplasmic reticulum; plasma membrane. NCBI's taxonomy places the organism in Eukaryota, Metazoa, Chordata, Aves, Passeriformes, Paridae. Gene Ontology annotation, molecular function: calcium ion binding; calcium channel regulator activity; protein binding.
CGGCGGGGAGGACGGGGAGGCGCGGCCGCCUCUGCGGCGGAGCCGGUGACAGAUCCCUGCAGUUCACUCAGCCCCCCGUGCUUUACCGAGGAGGACCGAUUCAGCCUAGAAGCUCUCCGCAUGAUCCAUAAGCAAAUGGAUGAUGACAAAGAUGGUGGUAUUGAAGUAGAUGAAAGCGAUGAGUUUCUAAGAGAAGAUAUGCAAUACAAGGAUGCCUCAAAUAAACAUAGUCACCUGCACAGAGAAGACAAGCAUAUCACCAUUGAGGAUCUGUGGAAACGCUGGAAAACAUCUGAAGUUCAUAACUGGACUCAAGAGGACACUCUUCAGUGGCUCUCAGAUUUUGUUGAAUUGCCCCAAUAUGAAAAGAAUUUUAGAGACAGCAAUGUCAAUGGAACAACACUUCCCAGGAUAGCAGUAAAUGAACAUGCUUUCAUGAUCUCCCACUUGAAAAUAAUUGACCGGAGCCAUAGACAGAAGCUUCAGCUUAAAGCCUUGGACGUUGUUUUAUUUGGACCUCUCACCCGUCCCCCUCACAACUGGAUGAAGGAUUUUAUAUUAACAGUUUCUAUAGUUAUUGGUUUUGGAGGCUGCUGGUUUGCAUAUACACAGAACAGAACCUCAAGAGAACAUAUCACAAAAAUGAUGAAGGACUUAGAAAGUCUCCAAACAGCAGAGCAAAGUCUUCUUGACUUGCAGGAAAGGCUUGAGAAGGCACAAGAAGAAAAUAGAAACGUUGCUGUUGAAAAGCAAAAUCUGGAGCGCAAAAUGAUGGAUGAGAUCAAUGAUGCAAAACGUGAAGCUCAUCGCCUGAGGGAAUUAAGAGAGGGAGCGGAAUGUGAGCUCAGCAGGCUCAAAUAUGCAGAGGAAGAGUUAGUACAGGUUCGUAUGGCUUUGAAAAAGGCUGAGAAGGAGUUUGAGUUGAGAAGUAAUUGGUCUGUUCCUGAAGCUUUGCAGAAGUGGCUUCAGUUAACACAUGAAGUCGAAGUACAAUAUUACAAUAUCAAAAGACAGCAUGCAGAAAUGCAAUUAGCAAUUGCUAAAGAUGAGGCAGAAAAGAUAAAAAAGAAGAGAAGCACUGUAUUUGGAACAUUACAUGUUGCACACAGCUCCUCCCUGGAUGAAGUGGACCAUAAAAUUCUCGAAGCAAAGAAAGCUCUCUCUGAGUUGACGACGUGUUUGCGAGAGCGUCUUUAUCGAUGGCAACAGAUUGAGAAGAUUUGUGGGUUUCAAAUUGCACACAAUUCUGGGCUACCAAGUUUGACCUCCUCUCUCUACUCUGAUCACAGCUGGGUAGUUAUGCCUCGAGUUUCCAUUCCUCCCUACCCAAUUGCAGGGGGAGUCGAUGACUUAGAUGAAGACACUCCUCCAAUAGUUUCACAGUUUCAUGGGUCCAUUGUAAAACCUUCCAGCACACUGGCAAGAAGCAGUAGCUUGUGUAGAUCAAGACGCAGUGUUGUGCCAUCAUCUCCACAGUCUCAGCACGCUUUGCAGUCCCCUGACCCUGACAUCCUUUCUGUGUCGAGCUGCCCAGCUCUCUAUCGAACUGAAGAGGAGGAAGAAGCCAUUUACUUCUCUGCUGAUAAACAAUGGGAAGUACAGGAAACAGGUUCGGAAUGUGACUCCUUAAAUUCAUCCAUUGGAAGAAAACAGUCUCCUCCAGCAAGUCUUGAGAUGUACCAGACAAUUUCUCCUCAGAAAGUAUCACCAGAAGAAUUCUUACUUGAGGAAUCAUCUAUGGGAGACUCCUCUUCUCUAACUGCAGAUAUUUCUAGGGGUUCUCCUGACUGUGUAGGCAUGGCAGAAACUAAGAGCAUGAUCUUUAGUCCUGCAAGCAAAGUUUAUAAUGGAAUCCUGGAGAAGUCUUGCAGCAUGAACCAGCUUUCAACUGGGAUCCCAGUCCCAAAGCCUCGUCACACCUCAUGUUCUUCGACCGGCAGUGAUAGUAAACCCAGCCAUGAAGCUGCUUCUGUCCCUAGGAUAAGCAGCAUCCCACAGGACCUCUACCAGAAUGGUGAAAAAAAUAAAAAGCCAUCAAAAAUAAAAAACCUCUUUAAGAAGAAGUGUAAAUGAGGUGGGCAGAAGAACCUAUAGUAAUAUUAUAAGAACUCUUAUUUUUUAAAUCUUUAGGAAUGUAAUUCCAUUUGAGCAUUCCAGACUGGAUGCCCUAAUGGAAUACUCUGUAGGUCACCUAUAUUUAAUGACUGUAUUGUCAACGGUUGUGCCAGCUGUCAAUGAGAAAUCAUUAAAAAUUUCAGACAGUUUACAUUAAUUUCUGCCUAUUUAUUUCUUUAUUUUUUUAGUUUGUC